This is a messenger RNA of Gilbertella persicaria, 1977 nucleotides long. Its product is annotated as VTC domain-containing protein. The record is from RefSeq and is a predicted model, not a curated record. NCBI's taxonomy places the organism in Eukaryota, Fungi, Mucoromycota, Mucoromycetes, Mucorales, Choanephoraceae. The transcript has 2 exons. The coding region runs from base 1 to 1977 and encodes 658 amino acids.
AUGUAUGAAGGGCUUAUUGAAAAAUGCCAUAAGGGAGAAUGGAAUUUGAAAGAUGAAAAAGAAUUUGAGUCUGCUCUUCGAAUAGAAGCAGCUAAAGUAGAUUUGUUUAUCAACAAAAAAUGUCGAGAGAUAGAAACUAGGCUGAGCAGAUGCCAAAACAUUCUCCUACAGCAAGCAUCUUCAUCAGAAAGCCUUCUGGACUCAACAAGCGAUGGUCUUUAUGAAAUUAUAGCUGAAAUAAAGCAGCUUUGCCAUUAUAUCCGUACCAACUAUAAAGCAUUGGAUAGUUUGAUAAAAGAGCAUGAUAAACUGACAGACAAGAAGCAAAAGCAGCUUUUGGUACAAAUAUGCAGGACCCGUUUUCUGGAUGUUCAACGACUUGAUCCUAUUCUGAUAAAAGCACAUAUUUUAAUGCAUAGUUGCACAAAGAUAAAUGAAAAGGUGUCCAACAUACUAAACCAAAAUGAUCGCCGAGUUCAAUAUUGGAUACAUCCACACAACUUAGGUCAGGUGAAGUCAUUGCUGAUGUUCAACUUUGAAAUGGAGGAUCAUCCAACAACUACAACCUAUCUUGACAAUGAUAAUUUUGAUAUUUACUCUUCAUGCUUAGAGCAUGAUGACGAAGCAAGAGCUAUCAGUCAUUAUCGGACUGAGAGCUUGGCCGCACGAAACCAAAUGUUCUUCAAGAUAGAUCAAUAUGGUAGCACUGCUCGCAGCAAUACGAAUAUCUCACAAGAAUAUAUGAUAAUCGAAAAAGACAAAAUACAGAGUUUCUUAUCGCAAACCUAUUCAUCGACGGAUUACAUACAAUUUCUCAGAUCCUGCAAGUUCGAUCAGCAUUACGUCGAUAAUUGUUACACACUUUUCCAUACAAUACAAACUGCCAUAUUCAGUAAAACGCUUGUGCCUAGAUUAUGCGUCAAUUCCAAACGCUUUCUUUUCAAAUCAUCUCAGGACAAGGCAUUUGUUUCUCUCGAUACUGAAAUUUGCUUUUCAAAAGAAGGCGAGAACGAAGAAAAGAACGGUUUCCCGCAUGCUGUUCUAGAAGCAAACAUAAACCAAAUGCCUCAAUGGCUAUCCCAGUUAAUUGAUUCAAAACUCGUGUUUGAAGUGCCUCGCUUUUCAAUUUUUUUGCAUGGUGUAGCACAAGUUUGGGGUUCACAAUUACCCCUUUUACCAUGGUGGCUUUCGCAACUUGAUAUUGAUAUCCGCUCUAUAACACAAGCAAAAAAAUUGAUGCAAGGAAUGGAUAUGGUGAAAUCACAAUGCCUCGGUUCGUUUCUUGAUUAUGUAGAGAUAGAAUGUCAUCGUCAUUCUUUACAAAAAGAAAACUUUAGUGAUCAAAUUUCAUCAGAGUGCGUAUUAACAUCCAGCUUUAGUAUGAAGGGAGGAUUGAGAUCCCGUCAUAGAGGCAGUGUUCAAUCUUUUAUUGACUUCUAUUAUGGUGGUCGCGACGAUUCAUCGAAUGCUUAUAUGGUAUAUGAUGCUGAUACCGUUAAAGAAAACGACGAAGCUAGGGCCACAGUCAUUGAAAUGGAAGACGAAGAAAAGAAGCAGGAAAAGAAGAAAAAGAAAAAGGACAAGCCACGGGGGUAUACUAUUGAGCCUAAACAACAUCUCGCAAAUGAACGUACCUUUAUUCAUUGGUUACAAUUCUCAGCUCUCAUUUUGACAGCUGCUUUAACACUCUUGAACUUUGGCAAUUAUACGAGUACAAUUGCAGGUGUCACUUUUUUUGGUAUUUCAAUGAUUAUUGCCAUCUACGCCUAUGUAAGAAAUCGUUAUCGUGCAUAUCAAAUCAGUACUCGUCCGCAUAUAAGAUAUGAUGAUCUCUAUGGACCUAUCGGACUCUGCACUUUGUUUGUAGGAGCUAUGGUACUUAAUUUCGUUCUCGUAUAUCGAAAUCCACCUUCUUCGGACACUUAUCUUGGAGUCAACAAUCAAACACGGAAGCAGCCUAAUAAUGGCACUGUAUAG